Molecule: messenger RNA, 13861 nt
Organism: Acyrthosiphon pisum (pea aphid)
Lineage: Eukaryota; Metazoa; Arthropoda; Insecta; Hemiptera; Aphididae
Product: microtubule-associated protein futsch
Exons: 8
Coding region: 212-11317 (3701 amino acids)
Biological process (GO): dendrite development; regulation of microtubule depolymerization; axonogenesis
Cellular component (GO): neuronal cell body; microtubule; synapse
Molecular function (GO): microtubule binding; actin binding
Source: RefSeq, a predicted model, not a curated record
GCGUGACCGUCCGGUGGAUCCUGCGUGAUCCGGCUUUCCUUUGCGCCGAGACCGCAACACUACCGCAGUCCCUGUGACACGGCAGACACGACGAAUCUACCAGAGGCAUUUCCGGCGCGGUAACCGAAGUGCACCUACCUACUAGACCUACACUUGCAGAGAGGCAUAAUUUAGCAUAUCUAAUGAAACUUUGAACACGUAGUAAUUAAAAAUGGGCAACCCAUCAGAUCACGUAGAAACUCCGCUUACCGGCGGAUAUCUGCUGAUUGUAUUAGCCGAACCCAGGAGUGCUGAACACAAAUUGGCUAUACUGAAAAAACUCACAAAAGGGCUUUCGUGUUGGAAUUAUGAAGAGAGUGGCGUUGAUAUAGUUACUGAAUUCAAUGCUAUUGUUUAUCAAAAUAUUGAAGGCGAAGAAGGCAAAAAUGGUGAACAACUUUUUCAAUAUGCUAGUGAUAAUUUAGUGGCUGAAAUUCUUAUUAAUCCUCAACACAGUACAUUAGUGCAAUGUGUAAGAAACUUAUUAGCUAGCUUUACAAAAUAUAGAUGCAUCAUUCAUGCGGGAUAUUCGUUUACAGAAAAUGGAUCAUGGAUCCUUCAGGAUGGUUCGUUUUCUGUCACUGACUUCUUAGAUGCAUAUAAAACAGCUGAAGCUCAGCGUACGAUUAGACUACAUGAAAAUCAGAUUCGUAUUGAACUCCAUUGUUCUGCAGACCCUGAUUGGAACCAAGUUAGCCGAGUUAAGGGCACACGAUUUUUGUUAAAUCCACCGGAAAAAAUAGUUGACAUUGAGUCAAUAGAAUCAAUUGUAAGAUGGCUUUGUGAUAAAAUUGAAGUGGCUGAACUUGAUAUACUACUUGAAGGGUCGCAAGUUGUUGGAAAUAUCAGAUUUAGUAGACCUACGCUUUAUGUGUUUCCUGCUGGUCAAGGUGAUUCCGCUUUAUUUGGUAUCAAUGGAUUCAACAUGUUAAUCGACGGAGGAGCGGGAAGAAAUUCUUGUUUUUGGGGUUUUGCGAGACAUUUGGAUCGGUUAGAUGCAGUACUAUUAACAAGACUCAACAGUAGUAAUUUGGAGGGAGUCGCAUCAUUUUUAAAACGAAAAACCAUGUCUUCAUUGUAUCCACAAAUAGGACAUUUUUUCUGUAACUUCAAGACAAGAAAACAAAUAUCAUCUCCUAAUAUAGAUGCUAAACAAGAUGUUCUUUCAAUUAGUUUAAUAGAUACAGCACAAAGCAUUAUAACUGAUCUUAAACAAUUGCAACUUCGUCCGCAUUUAUGUUAUCGAAAUAUAAAUUUAGAGCCAAUUAAUCUAUAUCAUAAAGUUGGUCAUGGAAAAUUAGAUAUGUAUGUAUUAAAUCCUUCCAAAGAUAGUAAAGAGGUAAAAGACUUUUUGACAAAAUGGAAUGAAGGUGAUCAAAAAUUAUUUAAUCCUACCAAAGAUUUACAGUUUCCGUUACCUAACAUUAUAUCCGUCUGUACACUACUAGUAUGGCAACCAGCAAAUCCAAACACUACAAUAACAAGAAUUUUGUUCCCAGGAAGUAGUCCUCAAAAUAAGAUAUUUGAAUCUUUAGAAAGAGUCAGACAUCUCGAUUUUUUAAAGCAUCCUUCAUGUUCUAUCAAAUCAAUGAGUUCAUCUACAUCAGUAACAGUAAAAUCUCAAACAACUAAGAAGACUGUUCUUGAAAAAAUGAUUCCAGGUGAAACUAAAACCGUUAAGACUUUGGAAAAUUUAGAAGUAUCAACAUCAGCCUCAAAUGCUGUUAUACAAACAGCUAUAAUACCAACAGUACCCAAAGAAGGAACUCCAAAGCCAAAGUUCCCUGUUGAAACAGAAAAACCAAAACAAAGUAUAAAGUUAGUUUUGAAAGAAACAGCAAAUGCAAAACCAAAAAUUGAACAUAAAUAUAGUUCAAUUAGCGCAAAAGUAAAUUCCAACAAGAUUGCCCAAAAAAGUACUACCAAAAAAUCGUUGAAAUUAUCAUCUAAAUCUCCUCCAACUGAUAAAUCAUCACCCACUACUCCAAUUGAAAAUCAAGAAAAAGCACCUAAACCAAUUAAACAGGUUAUUAAGCCAAAAUCAACAUCUACAACUACAAAAUCUCCUUCAAGCACUCCUACUAAAAGUAAGAAGGAGGAAGCCAAUCGAAAAGUUUUGGUUUCUUCGAGAACGAAUUCAGGUCUAAAGCGAACUCCAAUAAAUAAAAAAGAAACAAAAACAGCUAAUCCAAAAAUCACGGAAACUUCUUUAAAAAAAGACUCAAAUAUAGUUUAUAAAUCAAGUUUGAUCAGUUGUAACAAAGAUAAAAGUGGCGAAGAAGAAGAUAUUUUGAUUGUAGAGAAAGUAGCAAUUACACCAGAAAAACUAUUGACUCCUGAUGGAAAAAAAAUUAUCGCUAAUGAAUUGGAUGGAAUUUUAACAACAGCCAAGGAUAUUGUAACAAAGGAAAAAUUGUCAGACUCUGGAGCUACUACAGCGCCUACUAUGCCAGAAGAUGAAAAAAUCACUGAAUCAAAAAAAGAAAUUGAAGUUAACGAAUCAGACAAAAAAAUCGAAGAAUUUAAAAAAGCCAAAGAUGCAUUAAAAACACCAGAUGAAGUUGCUGAUUUACCAUUCCAUGAAGAAGCAGAUGAACAAAAACUAAAAGUUGCAGAAAAAGAAAUUGAGUCAGAGAUUGAAACUCAAGAAAUUGUUCAAGUAGAAAACGCCGAAUAUGUACUGGUAUCAUUAGAUUCCUCUCCAGAAGUAUUAAAAAGACAAGUGUUAGACACCGUAGGAUUAUUGGAUACCGAACUUGACGAAGAUUCUGAUAAAGAAGAUGAAUACGUUGAAACAAAACAAAGUACAAUUCUUCCUGAUAUUGAUGAAAAAACUAAAUUAAUAGAACAUUUAUUAGAAUCAUCCAAAGAUUUAUGUGAAAUAACAGAAAAAAUUGAUGAGUUAAAAAAACAAAAUGAACAUGAGAUCACCAAUCACCAAAUUUAUGAUCAUUUACAAAACUCUCAUCACGAUAAUACCAAAACAUCAAAUUGUACGCAAUUAAAUAAACAAGAAAAGCCCACACAAAUUCAAGAAGAAGCAAAUAUUGAAUUACAAGAAAAAGAAUGUAUUGAUGAACAACGUUUGAACAUUGAUAAUGAGAAUGAUAAAGAUAUAUAUGGAAGUAGUCACGUAGAAAAAUAUAAUGCAGAAAAAGGAGAAAACACUCAAAAUUUAAAACAAAUUACGACAACUCAAGGACCAGAUACAAAUUUGGAAAACCUUGCAAAUAUUACAAUGAAUAAAAACGAUUCAAAGGCUUCUAGCAAAGCUGGCACAGUUUGCGAUGAACCACUGACAUCAAUUAGAAGUAGAUCUGGUUCUAAAACAGAAGAACCAGAAAGAAAUACAGAAAACUCCACUGAUAAACAAAGAUCAAAAGCAUCCGAUAAAUCUGGUUCUAUCUGUGACGAACCAUUAAAAUCUCCAGGACCAGAUAUUAGUACUGGCAAAAUUAAAUCAAGUUCAAUUUGUCAAGAACAAGACAAAACGAAUAAUGUAGAGGACAAACAAGAGUCAAAAGCAUCUAGUAAAGCUGGCUCAAUUUGUGAAGAACCCGUUAAAUCUCCAGUUCAUGAAACAAACACAUCAGCUAAUGUGGUUCCAAGUAGAUCUGGUUCAAUAACAGAAGAACUUGAAAAUACUAAUGUUACUGAUGUACAAAGAUCCAAGACAUCUAGUAAAGCUAGCUCAAUUUGUGAUGAGCCAGUUAAGUGUCCAGUUCAUGAAAAAAUCACGACAGCUAAAGCUGCUUCAAGUAGACCUGGUUCUAUAACAAAAGAACGUGAAAUAACAGAAGAAAUGACAAACGAUAAACAAGGAUCAAAAUCAUCCGGUAAAGCGCAUUCAGUUGUUGAAGAACUUACAAUUUCUCCAGGGCUAGAAACUAGCACUGCUAAAAUUGAAACAGGAGAUAGAUCAAGUUUAGUUUCUCAACCGCUCGAUAUAACAAAUGUUUCUGUUACAGAUAAACAAGAAUCCAAAACAUCUAGUAAAGCUAGCUCUGUUUGUGAUGAACCCGUUAAAUCUCCAGUUCACGAAACGAUUAAAUCAGCUAAUGACGUUAUAAAUAGAUCUGUUACUGUAACAGAUAAACCUGAAAGUAUUCCAGACAACGUCACUGAUACGCAAUUAUCCAAAGCAUCUAGCAAAGCGAGCUCCAUUUGCGAUGAGCCAGUUAAAUCUCCAGUUCAUGAAACCGUUAAUACAAUAACCAGUAGAUCAGGUUCAAUAACACAUGAACUAGAAAACACUACGAAUAACGUAACUGCUUCGAAAGCAUCUAGUAAUGCUAGCUCUGUUUGUGAUGAACCCGUUAAAUCUCCAGUUCACGAAACGAUUACAUCAGUUAAUGCAGUUCCAAGUAGAUCUGGUUCAAUAACAGAAGAACCACAAAAUACUCCAGAAAAAGUGACUGAUAUACACAAAUCCAAGACAUCUAGUAAAGCUAUCUCAAUUUGUGAUGAAACUGUUAAAUCUCCAGUUCACGAAACGAUUAAAUUGACGAAUAACGUUAUAAAUAGCUCUGUUACUGUAACAGAUAAAUCAGAAAGUAUUCCAGACAAUGUCACUGAUACGCAAUUAUCCAAAGCAUCUAGCAAAGCGAGCUCCAUUUGCGAUGAGCCAGUUAAAUCUCCAGUUCAUGAAAUAGUCAACGCAAUAACCAGUAGAUCAAGUUCAAUAACACAUGAACUAGAAAACACUAUGAAUAACGUAACUGCUUCCAAAGCAUCUAGUAAAGCUAGCUCAGUUUGUGAUGAACCCGUUAAAUCUCCAGUUCACGACACGAUUGAAUCAGCUAGUGACGUUAUAAAUAGAUCUGUUACUGUAACAGAUAAAUCAGAAAGUAUUUCUGACAAUGCCACUGAUAUGCAAUUAUCCAAAUCUAGCUCUAUUUGCGAUGAUCCAGUUAAAUCUUCAAUUCAUGAAACAAUUACAUCAGUUAACGCAGUUCCAAGUAGAUCUGGUUCGAUAACAGAAGAACCAGAAAAUACUCCAGAAAAAGUUACUGAUAUACAAAAAUCCAAGACAUCUAGUAAAGAUAGCUCAAUUUGUGAUGAAACUGUUAAAUCUCCAGCUCACGAAACGAUUGAAUCUGCUAGUGACGUUAUAAAUAGCUCUGUUACUAUAACAGAUAAAUCCGAAAGUAUUCCAGACAAUGUCACAGAUAUGAAAUUAUCCAAAGCAUCUAGCAAAGCUAGCUCCAUUUGUGAUGAGCCAGUUAAGUCUCCUGUUCAUGAAAUAGUCAACGCAAUAACCAGUAGAUCAAGUUCAAUAACACAUGAACUAGAAAACACUACAAAUAACAUAACUGGUUCCAAAGCAUCUAGUAAAGCUAGCUCUGUUUGUGAUGAACCCGUUAAAUCUCCAAUUCAUGAAACAAUUACAUCAGUUAAUGUAGUUCCUAGUAGAUCUGGUUCAAUAACAGAAGAACCACAAAAUACUCCAGAAAAAGUGACUGAUAUACAAAAAUCCAAGACAUCUAGUAAAGCUAGCUCUGUUUGUGAUGAGCCUAUUAAAUCUCCAAUUCAUGAAACAACUACAUCAGUUAAUGCAGUUCCAAGUAGAUCAGGUUCAGUAAUAGAGGAACCAGAAAAUACUGCAGGAAAAGUUGCCGAUAUACAAGAAUCCAAGACAUCUAGUAAAGCUAGCUCAAUUUGUGAUGAAACUGUUAAAUCUCCAGCUUACGAAACGAUUGAAUCAGCUAGUGAUGUUAUAAAUAGCUCUGUUACUGUAACAGAUAAAUCCGAAAGUAUUCCAGACAAUGUCACUGAUAUGCAAUUGUCCAAAGCAUCUAGCAAAGCUAGCUCCAUUGGUGAUGAGCCAGUGAAAUCUCCUGUUCAUGAAAUAGUCAAUGCAAUAACCAGUAGAUCAAGUUCAAUAACACAUGAACUAGAAAACACUACAAAUAACAUAACUGGUUCCAAAGCAUCUAGUAAAGCUAGCUCUGUUUGUGAUGAACCUGUUAAAUCUCCAAUUCAUGAAACAAUUACAUCAGUUAAUGUAGUUCCUAGUAGAUCUGGUUCAAUAACAGAAGAACCACAAAAUACUCCAGAAAAAGUGACUGAUAUACAAAAAUCCAAAACAUCUAGUAAAACUAGCUCUGUUUGUGAUGAGCCUAUUAAAUCUCCAAUUCAUGAAACAAUUACAUCAGUUAAUGCAGUUCCAAGUAGGUCAGGUUCAAUAAUAGAGGAACCAAAAAAUACUUCAGAAAAAGUUGCCGAUAUACAAGAAUCCAAGACAUCUAGUAAAGCUAGCUCAAUUUGUGAUGAAACUGUUAAAUCUCCAGCUCACGAAACGAUUGAAUCAGCUAAUGACGUUAUAAAUAGAUCUGUUACUGUAACAGAUAAAUCAGAAAGUAUUCCAGACAAUAUCACUGAUAUGCAAUUAUCCAUAGCUAGCUCUAUUUGCGAUGAGCCAGUUAAAUCCCCAAUUCAUGAAACAAUUACAUCAGUUAAUGCAGUUCCAAGUAGAUCUGGUUCGAUAACAGAAGAACCAGAAAAUACUACAGAAAAUGUUACUGAUAUACAAAAAUCUAAGACAUCUAGUAAAGCUAGCUCAAUUUGUGAUGAACUCAUUAAAUCUCCAGUUGAAGAAAUAGUUAAUGCAACAACCAGUAUAACAAGUUCUAUAACACAUGAUCAGGAAAAUGCUACAAAAAACGCAACUGAUUCCAAAGCAUCUAGUAAAGCUAGCUCUGUUUGUGAUGAACCCGUUAAAUCUCCAAUUCAUGAAACUAUUACAUCUGUUAAUGCAGUUCCAAGUAGAUCUGGUUCGAUAACAGAAGAACCAGAUAAUGUCACUGAUAUGCAAAAAUCUAAAGAAUCUAGUAAAGCUAGCUCUGUUUGUGAUGAACCCGUUAAAUCUCCAAUUCAUGAAACAAUUACAUCAGUUAAUGACGUUAUAAGUAGAUCUGGUUCGAUAACAGAAGAACCAGAAAAUACUCCAGAAAAUGUUACUGAUAUACAAAAAUCCAAGACAUCUAGUAAAGCUAGCUCAAUUUGUGAUGAACCCGUUAAAUCUCCAAUUCAUGAAACAAUUACAUAUGUUAAUGCAGUUCCAAGUAGAUCUGGUUCGAUAACAGAAGAACCAGAUAAUGCCACUGAUAUGCAAAAAUCUAAAGCGUCUAGUAAAGCUAGCUCUGUUUGUGAUGAACCUGUUAAAUCUCCAAUUCAUGAAACAAUUACAUCUGUUAAUGCAGUUCCAAGUAGAUCUGGUUCGAUAACAGAAGAACCAGAUAAUGCCACUGAUAUGCAAAAAUCUAAAGCAUCUAGUAAAGCUAGCUCUGUUUGUGAUGAACCCGUUAAAUCUCCAAUUCAUGAAACAAUUACAUCAGUUAAUGCAGUUCCAAGUAGAUCUGGUUCGAUAACAGAAGAACCAGAUAAUGCCACUGAUAUGCAAAAAUCUAAAGCAUCUAGUAAAGCUAGCUCUGUUUGUGAUGAACCCGUUAAAUCUCCAAUUCAUGAAACAAUUACAUCAGUUAAUGACGUUAUAAGUAGAUCUGUUACUCUAACAGAUAAAUCAGAAAGUAUUCCAGAUAAUGUCACUGAUAUGCAAUUAUCCAAAGCUAGCUCUAUUUGCGAUGAUCCAGUUAAAUCUCCAAUUCAUGAAACAAUUACAUCAGUUAGUGCAGUUCAAAGUAGAUCUGGUUCAAUAACAGAGGAACAAGAAAAUGUUACUGGUAUUCAAAAAUCUAAAGCAUCUAGUAAUGCUAGCUCAAUUUGCGAUGAUCCAGUUAAAUCUCCAAUUCAUGAAACAAUUACAUCAGUUAAUGCAGUUCCAAGUAGAUCUGGUUCAAUAACAGAAGCACCAGAAAAUGUUACUGAUAUACAAAAAUAUAAAGCAUCUAGUAAAGCUAGCUCAGUUUGUGAUGAGCCCGUUAAAUCUCCUGUUCACGAAACGAUUGAAUCAGCUGAUGACGUUUUAAGUAGAUCUGUUACUGUAACAGAUAAAUCCGAAAGUAUUCCAGACAAUGUCACUGAUAUGCAAUUAUCCAAAGCAUCUAGCAAAGCUAGCUCUGUUUGUGAUGAGCCUAUUAAAUCUCCAAUUCAUGAAACAACUACAUCAGUUAAUGCAGUUCCAAGUAGAUCAGGUUCAGUAAUAGAGGAACCAGAAAAUACUGCAGGAAAAGUUGCCGAUAUACAAGAAUCCAAGACAUCUAGUAAAGCUAGCUCAAUUUGUGAUGAAACUGUUAAAUCUCCGGCUCACGAAACGAUUAAAUCAGCUAAUGACGUUAUAAAUAGAUCUGUUACUGUAACAGAUAAACCUGAAAGUAUUCCAGACAAUGUCACUGAUAUACAAUUAUCCAAAGCAUCUAGUAAAGCUAGCUCAAUUUGUGAUGAAACCGUUAAUACAAUAACCAGUAGAUCGAGUUCUGUAACACACGAACUAGAAUAUAUCACAAAAAGCGUAAUUGAUUCCAAAGCAUCCAGUAGAGCUAGCUCAGUGUGUGAUGUGCCUGUAAAAUCUGCAGUUCAUGAAACAACAACGUUGAUAAGUCCUGUCACAAGUAGUUCCAAUACCACAUCCCAAGUGUCAGAAAAUAUUCCAGAAAACGAAAUUGAAAAUCAAGGAUCAAAAGCAUCUAGUAAAUCAGGUUCUGUUUGUGAUGAAUUAGUAAAAUCUCCUCUUUGUGAAAACAAAAAAUCAGAAAAUACCAUUAUAAAUGUAUCCAGUUCUAUAACACAAGAACCAGAAAUUAUCACAGAUAAUCAUUGUUCAAAAGCUUCAAGUAAAGCCAAUUCUAUUAGUGAAGAACCGUUAAAAUCGUCGGAACUAGCAAUAAUUAGUCUUAAUGGAAGUGAAUCAAAAAGUGGAUCAAGUUCAGUUAAUCUGGAACAAGAUAUUACACAUGUUUCUAUUAAUGAUAAACAAGAAAGUGGAAAUAGUUCAGUUGGCCAAGAUACAGAAUGUCCACCAACAAUUGGCAUUGGCAAACAUGAUGUUGAAUCGUCCAGUGGAAAAGAUUCGUUUUUCCAGGAUAAGAAUAAAUCCUCAACAUUUUCAUCAAGUAGUACAAGUUCAAUUUGUCAAGAGAUAGAUACUCAAUCUUCAAAACUUUCGAGUAGAAAAAGUUCUAUUGUUGAUGAAUCAAUUGGUAAUUCUUCAAAAUUACAUAGUGGGGAAAAGAGUUCGAGUCUUCAAGAAUCAAAUGUUUAUGAACACAAUAUUGAUAAUAAUACUAAAAUAUUCAACAAAUCUGGAUCCUUGUGUGACGAAAUGCUAAAUCUGCCAUUUAACAAGGUAACAGAAAACAUUUCAAAUAAAACAUAUGAACAAGUAGUUUCUCCAACAACUACUGUUGGAAAUACAGAAUCUAAAAUAGUCAAUAAAAUUGAAUCGAUGUGCGAAGAAUCUAUUAAGCCUGAUAAUGAUGAAAUUUGUACAAAAGAACAUUUAGUUUCAAGUACCUCAAAUUUGAUUCUCCACGAAACAGAAGAGGAAAAAUAUCAACUACCAAGAAAGAGUUCGGUGUUCGAAGAACCACAGAAUUUACUAACUGAGGAUAAUAAUACUAUUUUUUCACCUUCCGACUGCAAUAAAAACAAGUCUAAUGAUACUGAAAGAAAAUCGGAAGAAUCAAAAUCUUUUGGUAGAAUAGGUUCUUUGUGUGAAGAGAUUGCGAAAUUUUUAACUGAUAACGAUGGCAAAAUAUCAACUAAUAUUACAUCUGAAUCGCCGUGUAGCUUAAUUGAAUCUAUUCCUUUAAAAAGUAAUAUAGAUGAAUUAAAAGUUGAAACUGAAACGUUAUUACAACUUAAUAAAAACACUGAUACUUUGAACAAGGUUGAAAAAUCUCUACAGCUUGAUGAUAAAGUUAAAGUUGAUGAAAAACAUGAUAACAUAAAUGAGAAAAACACAGAUCAUAGUCUUCCUGUUAAAAAUAUCACUGUAUCUAAUAAUAAUCCCCCAAAUAUUUCAACAUUAUUGAUUGAAGAAAAUAAUAAGACUGGUAUAAUGAAUGUUGCUCAAAUGGUAGGGAAAAAUAUCAUUGAUGAAUCUCUUACUAAACAUACCGUGAUAACUGAUAAUGAACCUAAGAAUUUAAAAACUGUCACUCCAAUCGCUAAUAUUACUUCAGAAGAAUGUAUUAGUAAAUUAUCAAACGUAUUAAUUGAAGAUGUAGUGAAAACGUCUGAUGAUAAAAAUAUCAUAUGUGAUUCAUCAAUAACAGACAUUUGUAUGAAUCAACCAUUAGGUGUUACUUUGAAUAGCGAAGACUUGGGUGUUACUAAAGAUAUAGUAAUGCAAUUAAAAAGAGAUGUACACGAAGCAUUGCAUCAAUGUAGUAGUGAUGACGAGCGACCAUUUACUCCACAGAGCGAGUCUAGCAUGUCUAGAUCGGCAAUGAAUAUUGAUGAGGACGACGAUGAUAACGAAGACAAUAAAAUUGAAACUGACGAUGACAUGCCCGGCUCUCCUAUGUCUACUAGACCAUCACCCGUACAAAUGCAACUCGAUAAUCGACAUGUAGAAAUUAACAUGGAUUUUAAUAAAGCUUUGCAGGAACAUAGGAAUACUAGGGGUGAAGAUUUGACAACUACUGAAGCAAAUGGUAACCAUGUUACAGAAAUCAAGACAACUGAACAUGAUAAUAUUAACCAAAACCAAGGUACGUCAUCCGACACGGUUCAGAGUUGGGGUAAACCAUUAGGUCUACCACCCGUACAAAGCAUUAAUAAUAACGGUUUUGACCCAAUUCGUGAGUGGGGGAAACCAUUAGGUCUUCCAUCUCCAACACAGCCGAUCCUUGAACUCGCUGAACCUCAAAAUAUGAGUGGCAAGACAACACCCAAGAAGAACGUGAAAAAGAUUAUAGACAACAAACCAAUAAUUAAUGUCAUGGACAAAGACGCGCAAAAUAGAAUCCGACGAUCGGAAUCACCAAGUAAACUCAGGAGUCGAUCAUCAAGUCGAAUGUCCAGAAUUAAUCCCAUUUACCUCGAUCUUAUUUAUGUGCCACAUCAUGGCAACUCAAAAUAUGUAUCUGCUGACUUCUUUAAGCGCGUGCGAGCUAGAAACUACGUUUUUAGCGGUACCGACCCUAGUAAAGAAGUCUUAAAUGCUUUAAUCGAAGGAAAACAAGCUUGGGAGGAUCAAGAUUUAGAGGUCACCAUAAUACCAACUUACGAUACCGAUACACUGGGUCAGUGGGUGGCAGAAAAUGAGGAAUUGCUGACCAAGUUGAAGAUCGAUUUAAGUCCUAGCGCCAGCCGAUGCACGAUUAAACUACAAGAUCAUAACACCAGCUGCUCCGCGUAUAGACUAGAAUUUUAAUUAAAUUAUUAUAUAUAGAUAUUAAUGCGAGUAUUGGCAUAGUCUUCGUCCAUCAUAUUAUUAGUAAUAUAUUGUUAAGUGUGAUAACUGAUAAAACUGUCUGUCCAUUUUACUUCUUAAUGAAAUUUAUGGAUGCUUUAUAUAAUUAUUAGUGUAAACAAGUACAACAAGUAAAUUCGCUUCCGUUCUGAAUUUUUUUUGGCAGAGCGUGCGAAUAAACAAUGCACACUAAAUUACAAGACUGGACAAUCCAUCCUGGGUAGUUCUACUUUUUUUCUUUCUAUUGCAUAUGAAAAAAUUAUAAUAUAAUGAAUUAUAGCUACUUUUUAUUCAUUCACAUUUUUUUUAGUACCAACACCAGACGCUUCUAUUUCACUUUAACCAACUUUAUUAUUGUUCAAUAAUUACUUUUCUUCAUUCUUCUUAAAAUAUUUACAGUAAGAUAGGUACGCAAUGCAUAUGCUUUAAAAAUGUUUACUUAAAUAUAUGUAUUGUGUAAAGUAAAAGAUACUUAAUGAAACUAGCAGAUAUUUUAUGAUAAAUAGUUUAUACAAAUUCGCUUUGGGAAUUGGAAUUUAAAUAUGUCGAAAACGUUGUGAUGAACAUUUUUAAUAAUACAUUUUUACGAACUGACUGUACGACAGGGUAAUCGGAGAGACCGUUUAAAAUCGGAUAUCAAAAUUGCUGAAUAACCUCUAUACCUAAUAAUAUGUUUUAGUUAUUUAAUUUUUAAUCCCACAAACAAUUGUUUGACUGUUCGACAUUGAACAAAUUAUGGUAGGUACCUAAUAUUUUUAAGAAUCCUUUAUUUAUACUGAUCCAAACAUUGAGUCCAUGUUAAUAUUUAAUUAAACACCUGGUGUAGGUACCUAGGUAUUUAUUCAUCAUAAAUAUUUUAUUCCGAAUUAUUGUUAUUAUAGGCUAAACCGACUAAUAUGUUAGUCUGUUGUCAUCAUCUGACAUCUAUCAGUAUCUUCCAAUUUAUUAGACUAGUUUGAAAAAUAUAUUAAUUGAAAUGCUUAUUUAUGUUUGUCAGAAUUAAUUUUAUUAUUAUUUCACAUUAUAUUUGAUUAUAGAUCAUCGUGGAAAAUAUGAUAUUUGUCCAUGCGUAUAUAGGUACAUAAGAAUAAUAUUAAUAAGUAGGUACUGCGUUUUGCAUUUCGAUUUCUUCGGGGGUAAAGAUGGAUAAUAAUUUUUAAUGGCGCACCUUAAUGAAAAACCUAUUAACGACAAUAAUAAUAAAUUAAUAAUUAUAGUUGAGAAACCACUAUAACCAGUGAUAGACAUUAGUUUGAUUACUGUUCAUCGAGCUUAUGAUUUAUUUUUGGGUAUUACUAUCGUAAAUUAGAAUCACUAUGUAUAAUAAUAAUAAAAUGUACAACUAUAACGCGUCAACGCGAAUAAUUUCUGUCCAAAACACUCCUACUUCGUUACGUCCAAUUUCUCCAUCCUCUCUUCCACACACAGUAACUAUAUUAAUUAAACAUAAUUUUACCCCUAUUUUAUUUUAUUUAUUACUGCAUUGUUAACAUUAUCAAUGGUUAUGCGUUAUUACAUAUUAUAACUUAUGAGUAUUAAAUGUGGUUUGUAUGAAUCUAUGUAUUUCACUGUACGGCGUAGUGCGUACGCAUGCAUAAGUGAAUUAAACACUAGAAAAUUAUAAUAUCUUUAUUCAAACUAGAUCUUAUCCAAAAGCAUUGUCUACUUAUAUGUGUGGCUUUGUGUUUCUUAUAUUAUAAAAAGACAUAACUUUACACGUAUCUAUACAAUAUUUUUUAUCCACAUUCAUAGCUCGUCGACCUACUUCGAAGGCUUGGUAUGAUUAUUAUUUAGGAUUCGUGAAAGCUUUUUACGAGUCAUUUUUUAAAUGGUGCUAUGUUCCGUCAAGGAUAAAGUUACUCUGAUGACUUAAGAAAAAACGUGAUUUAUGUAUUUUAGUUUUUAAAAAUGUUAGUAUCAUUAUACAUUAAUCUUUUAUACGGAUAGUUAAUUGUAUUGAAUAAUCAUAACAAUAUAAUAUUAAUUCAUUGAAGUGUGUUUUACAGAUGAACUCGUUGCAUUAGGUUUAUUACUGUGUAGCUUAAGUUUAUAGAUUAUUUUUUAAUUGUAUUUUAUAUUUUUAUCUUUAGUGAAUUUAAAAAAAAAGUUAUCAUUUAAAAAAUUACGCAGUCUGCACGAUCUUCUAACAUAAUACCUAUACGAAUCGAUUUUUGCAUUUGCAUAUUAAAAACAAUAUUUUGUUGUGUUAUUAAUAAGUCUAAUUUAUCUGUUAUUACAUAUAUUAUAUACCUAACGUAUAUUACUUAGCUAUUUACAAGUUUAUAUAAAUGUUAUCUAAGCGUUAAUACAAGUGGAGUACACAAUUUUAAGAAAAUACUUGAUUACAUUUUGCAAGUAGAUAAAUAAAUAGCUUGUGAUAAUACAGAAUUUUGUUUUAAAUUUUAAUACAUAAUGUUUUAUUUCUUUAAUUUUACAUUUUUUUCUUAUAUAAUAUUAUGUGAAAUUUAUCAAUGCUAUUAAAAGAAAAUGCUUAUGUUGUUCUUA